This is a messenger RNA of Morone saxatilis (striped sea-bass), 1202 nucleotides long. RefSeq names its product prostaglandin E receptor 1c (subtype EP1) (gene ptger1c). Lineage: Eukaryota; Metazoa; Chordata; Actinopteri; Moronidae. Gene Ontology annotation, biological process: positive regulation of cytosolic calcium ion concentration; inflammatory response; adenylate cyclase-activating G protein-coupled receptor signaling pathway. The transcript has 2 exons. Gene Ontology annotation, molecular function: prostaglandin E receptor activity; thromboxane receptor activity. The record is from RefSeq and is a predicted model, not a curated record. Bases 1 to 1125 code for a protein of 374 amino acids. Gene Ontology annotation, cellular component: plasma membrane.
AUGACUUCAUUUUCUACCUCUUCUACGCCGUCCAUCCUCCCCCAGACCCUGAACAUAAACUCUUCUGAACAACCUAGUCCUUGGCUGAACAGCAGCACCUGGUCACCUGUCAAAUCUUCAGGUUUUGGGAUGUCCUGCUUCACCAUGACAUUUGGUGCCAUCUCCAACCUCACUGCUCUGGGAAUCUUGGCUCGUGUCCGAUACCGCCAAUCAAAAUCACCAUUUCUGCUACUGACAGUGGCUUUGCUUUUGGCUGACCUGGGAGGCCAUGUGAUCACAGGCGCCUUUGCUUUGUAUUUGCACAUGGAUCGGAGGUAUACACCACAAGCUGGGAAGCCCACUGAGAAAUUCUGUCAGAUAUUUGGGGCAAGUAUGGUGUUUUUUGGCUUAUGCCCUUUGCUGUUGGGUUGUGCCAUGGCAGUGGAGCGCUGUGUGGCCAUCACCCAGCCCUUUUUCCACGCUGCCAUGAUCACAUUGGCUCAUGUGCGGCGAGUUGUGUUAUUUCUGUCGUCUCUUGCACUUGUGCUGGCAGUGCUACCCUUAUUGAAUGUGGGGACUUACACUACGCAGUCUCCCGGGACAUGGUGUUUCUUGCCUAUCCAUGGCCCACAGUCUACAGCUGACACCAAUCUGACUCUGGCCUUCUCAUGUCUGGGCCUCACUGCACUAACUCUUUCCCUACUCUGCAACAUCCUGAGUGGUCUGGCAUUGCUGCACGCCAGAAUGAAAUCCCACAAUGUUAAUACAAAAUCAGCAGCUCGCUGUACGCGCCAUGCAUCGUCCGCGUCGUCUUCCUCCUUGUUUUGUUCGUUGGAUGUGGAAAUGAUGGCUCAACUGGCAGUGCUCACUGUGGUUUCCUCUGUAUGCUGGAGCCCCUUUCUUAUCCACAUUCUUGUGAUGCAGUUCAACCAAAGCUCCAGAGACUCAUCUCAUGGGAAAGAUGGGUUUAUUCUUCUGGGCUUACGUAUGGCAUCCUGGAAUCAGAUCUUGGACCCUUGGGUUUACAUCUUACUGAGGAGGACAGUGCUUUUCAGAGUUUUCUCUGCUUUCUACACACAGAAACCCACAGUGAAAGCAAAUAACUCCUGUGCAGACACACGCAUGCGGGCUCUCAGUCUGCAAUGAGAAUGCUCUUGAACUUUUUGUCUCUUAUGUACUGAAAUAAAUUAUUUCUUUCAUGUGUGUUAAGUAAAUAAAAUAAA